CAGAACUUGACAAUAGCAUUAUCAUACCAAAACACCAUUCAUCCGGAGCCAAUCAGCGCGCAGCGCUUUCAGAGCCCCGCACGAGCACCGCGCUAUAAAAGCCCCGCAGCUCUGCGUUCAGGACUCACUGCUCUCUCGGACUAAACUCUCAGACCCGAAUCCUUCACACUUGUCCCGCUGCGGAAUAGCGUCGCUGUUUCCACCAUGACUUUCGAGGAGGUUCCGAUCCAGAAGCCCACUGAGCGCGCACAGUGCGCCGGCAAAGCGUUGGAGGAGGUUCUGGAGACCGCCAAAGACAACGAGUCCCUCACUGUCGGUGUGUACGAGAGCGCCAAAGUGAUGAACCUAGACCCGGACAGCGUGUCCUUCUGCGUGCUGGCCAUGGACGAGCAGUUCCAGUGUGACAUCGCUCUGCAGAUCCACUUCACUCUCAUCCAGUCUUUCUGCUUCGACAACGACAUCAGCAUCGUCAGGGUGAGCGACAUGCAGCGUCUGGCAGACAUUGUCGGAGACAAGGCGGAGGAGCUGGAAGACGCGCACUGCGUCCUCAUCACGAACCCCGCUGACGGGUCCUGGGAGGAGCCGGCUCUGGAGAAGCUGCACCUGUUCUGCGAGGAGAGCCGCCGCCUGAACGACUGGGUUCCUGAGAUCAGCCUCCCCGAGCGCUGAUCCGGUUCCGGUCCCGCUGCUCAGAAGCCGCAGAGCUUCCUUGGUGGAAAUAGUCAUCCUGGUGAGCAGGAUGAGCGCGUUUCUGCUCAUCCCUGGACGCUCCUGAGGAGGAUCCCCGUCCAGGCAGCACGGCGCCGGCCCCAGGGGGCCCCCGUGACCCGUCGCCUCUCGUCCCGUCCAUGCCAAGAUGACUCUCAUUCUUUCUGUGAACGAGGUCGGGCAUGCCACGAGAGCGACACAUCGACCCUCAUUCUUUGUGCGGAUGAGGUUUGGAGAGGAAGGAGAAGCCAGCUCUGCGUCCCGAGGAGGCGCAGGGCAAAGGUGGCACGCACGCACGGUGACGCACGCACGCGCAGCAGGAGAAGAAGCGGUGCUGAGGAGGAGGCCUGCUGAAAAAGGGACUUUUUCCAGAGGCUCUCUUCACCGAGCAACAACACAGCAGUUGCUGAAAUGUUUCCCACUUUCCAAUUUGUCCUAAUUCUCUAAAGGUUUCACUUUAGAAAAAUUCAUGACAAAUAUUUUCUAAAAGCUAAAAAAAAAAGAAAGUUCUUCCUCUAAAGGUUUCACUUCAGAGGAAGAGGCAGAUGUUUAAAUGAUGCGGAUUAGUUGAAGAUAAAGUCUUGAUGAAAACGUUCAAUUUGUUUUUGAACUUGUUGGAAAAAAGCUGGAAACAAACGUUCAUGUUUUAGACUUUAGAUGUAGAGAAAAAGACCUUCAAUAAAAAUGAGAACUAAGA
Molecule: messenger RNA, 1405 nt
Organism: Oryzias latipes (Japanese medaka)
Lineage: Eukaryota; Metazoa; Chordata; Actinopteri; Beloniformes; Adrianichthyidae
Gene: gadd45gb.1
Product: growth arrest and DNA-damage-inducible, gamma b, tandem duplicate 1
Biological process (GO): regulation of cell cycle
Cellular component (GO): cytoplasm; nucleus
Source: RefSeq, a predicted model, not a curated record